CUACUCUAUUAUUUUGUACGUCACGACAAUCAACAGAGACGAUGGAUGGGCCCAAAGUACAGCUGGAAUUCAUAAUUGAUUGGCAACCUAUCUGUUUCUUCUUCACUUCUCAUCUCUCUCUCUCUCUGUCUCUCUGUCUCUCUGCAUUUUCCCUUCAAAGUUCAGACCAACCAUGGAGGUUGUUGGAGAGCUUCUUCUUUCUGCCGCCUUGCAAGUGCUGUUUGAUAAGUUGGCCUCCUCUGAUUUCCUCAGCUUUGCCCGACAAGAACACAUUCAUUCUCAACUCAAAAAGUGGGAGACCCAACUCUUCAAUAUUCGUGAAGUGCUCAACGACGCCGAGGAUAAGCAGAAUGAAAGUACCUCUGUCAAACUCUGGCUUGCUGAGCUCAGGAUCUUGGCGUAUGACAUGGAGGACAUCCUCGACGAGUUCAACACCGAAAUGCUGCGACGCAAGCUGGCAGUGCAACCUCAGGCGGCUGCCGCCUCCACGAGCAAGGUAUGGAGUCUCAUCCCUUCUUGCUGUACUAGUUUCACUCCCAGUCAUGUUACUUUUAAUGUUAGCAUGGGAUCCAAGAUCAAGGAUAUCACCAGCCGCUUGGAAGAUAUUUCCACUCGCAAAGCCGAACUGCGUUUGAAAAAGGUUGCAGGAACGACUACUACUUGGAAAAGAACACCCACCACAUCUUUGUUUAAUGAACCACAAGUUCAUGGCCGAGAUGAUGACAAAAACAAGAUGGUAGAUUUGCUGCUCAGCGAUGAAUCUGCUGUUGUCCCCAUCGUUGGUAUGGGCGGGUUGGGUAAAACCACAUUAGCCAGACUUGCGUAUAACGAUGAUGCGGUGGUGAAGCAUUUUAGUCCAAGAGCAUGGGUUUGUGUGUCUGUUGAGUCUGAUGUGGAGAAAAUAACAAAGGCUAUUCUCAGCGACAUCUCUCCCCAGAGCAGCGAUUCCAACAAUUUCAAUCGACUCCAAGUUGAAUUAAGCCAAUCAUUAGCUGGAAAAAGGUUUUUGCUUGUCCUGGAUGAUGUUUGGAACAUGAACUAUGAUAAUUGGAAUGACUUGCGAUCCCCUUUCAGGGGAGGGGCUAAAGGAAGUAAAGUCAUAGUAACCACACGUGAUCGAGGAGUGGCAUUAAUAAUGCAACCAUCUGUUAACUACCACCACUCUCUUGAGCGUUUAUCAGGCGAUGACUGCUGGUCGAUAUUUGUACAACAUGCAUUUGAAAACAGAGACAUCCAAAAACAUCCCAAUUUAAAAUCAAUAGGCAAGAAGAUUGUGGAAAAGUGCGAUGGUUUGCCGUUAGCAGCAAAGGUGCUUGGUGGCCUCUUACGCUCCAAGCAGCGAGACGAUGAAUGGGAGCAUAUAUUGAAUAGCAAAAUUUGGACCUUACCAGAAUGUGGCAUCAUUCCUGCAUUACGGUUGAGUUAUCAUCAUCUUCCAGCGCAACUAAAAAGAUGCUUUGUUUAUUGCGCAACAUUUCCUCAAGACUACGAAUUUAGGGAAACUGAGCUAGUUUUGUUAUGGAUGGCAGAGGGAUUAAUUCAACCAUUGGAAGGAAAUAAGCAAAUGGAAGAUUUAGGUGCUGAGUACUUUCGUGAAUUGGUGUCGAGGUCAUUUUUCCAACAGUCUGGAAAUGGUGGAUCACAAUUCGUCAUGCACGACCUCAUUAGUGAUCUAGCUCAAUCAGUUGCUGCACAACUAUGUUUCAAUUUGGAGGAUAAGUUGGAGCAUAAUAAGAACCAUAUCAUUUCACGAGACACUCGCCAUGUGUCAUUCAAUCGUUGUUUUGAUGAGAUCUUUAAAAAAUUUGAAGCUCUCAACGAAGUGGAGAAGUUACGAACAUUUAUAGCGUUACCAAUUUAUGUUGGACCUUUUUUUGGACCGUGCCAUUUAACUAGUAAGGUGUUUAGUUGCUUGUUCCCCAAACUAAGAUAUUUAAGAGUGCUAUCUUUGAGUGGGUAUUGGAUAAAAGAGUUGCCAAACUCAAUUGGAGAUUUAAAGCAUUUACGAUAUCUUAAUUUUUCCAAUACAUUUAUUGAAAGGCUACCAGAAUCGAUAAGUGAGCUCUACAAUUUACAAGCCUUAAUAUUGUGUCAAUGUCGAUAUCUUGCAAUGUUACCUAAGAGCAUCGGGAAUUUGGUUAAUCUUCGACAUCUGGAUAUUACUGAUACAAGGAGCUUAAAGAAGAUGCCUCCACACAUAAGUAACUUGGUAAAUUUGCAAACACUAUCAAAAUUUAUGGUGGAGAAAAAUAAUAGCUCAUCAAGUAUAAAAGAAUUGAAGAAGUUGUCGAAUAUUAGAGGGACACUUUCCAUUUUAGGGUUGCAUAAUGUGGCGGAUGCUCAAGAUGCAAUGGAUGUGGAUUUGAAGGGGAAGCAUAACAUUAAAGAUUUAACAAUGGAAUGGGGCUAUGAUUUUGAUGAUACUCGCAAUGAAAAGAAUGAAAUGCAAGUUUUGGAGUUGCUUCAACCUCAUAAAAAUCUGGAAAAACUCACCAUCUCAUUUUAUGGUGGAGGAAUAUUCCCAAGUUGGAUUGGGAACCCUUCAUUCUCACUGAUGGUGCAGUUGUGUCUCAAAGGUUGCAGAAACUGCACACUGUUACCAUCUCUUGGGCAAUUGUCCUCGCUCAAAAACUUGCGCAUUCAAGGAAUGAGUGGAAUAAAAAAUAUAGAUGUUGAGUUUUACGGGCCGAAUGUGGAGUCUUUUCAAUCGUUGGAGUCUCUAACCUUUUCGGAUAUGCCAGAGUGGGAAGAAUGGCGUUCUCCCAGUUUCAUUGAUGAAGAGAGAUUAUUUCCUCGCCUCCGUGAGCUUAAGAUGAUGGAAUGUCCAAAGUUGAUUCCUCCGCUUCCAAAAGUUUUACCUCUCCAUGAAUUAAAAUUAGAAGCAUGUAACGAAGAAGUGUUGGGCAGAAUUGCAGCUGAUUUCAACUCCCUUGCAGCGUUGGAAAUUGGAGAUUGCAAAGAGGUGAGAUGGUUGAGAUUAGAAAAGCUCGGCGGGCUGAAGCGUUUAAAGGUGCGUGGAUGUGAUGGACUCGUAUCCUUGGAGGAGCCAGCUCUACCAUGCAGUCUUGAAUAUCUGGAAAUAGAAGGGUGUGAAAAUCUUGAGAAGCUGCCAAAUGAAUUGCAAAGUCUCAGGUCAGCAACUGAGUUAGUAAUCCGAGAGUGUCCGAAGCUUAUGAACAUUCUGGAGAAAGGGUGGCCGCCCAUGCUAAGGGAACUUCGAGUGUAUGAUUGUAAGGGUAUCAAGGCACUACCAGGUGAUUGGAUGAUGAUGAGGAUGGAUGGUGACAACACCAACUCCUCAUGUGUCCUUGAAAGAGUGGAAAUUUGGUGGUGUCCAUCUCUCCUUUUCUUUCCAAAAGGUGAAUUACCCACCUCACUUAAACGACUGAUAAUUCGAUUUUGUGAAAAUGUCAAGUCCCUACCGGAGGGUAUUAUGCGCAAUUGCAAUCUCGAGCAGUUGUAUACUGGGAGAUGUUCAUCUCUGACCUCAUUUCCAAGUGGUGAGUUACCCUCCACCCUUAAGCGCCUCAGCAUUUGGAAUUGUGGGAAUCUGGAAUUGCCGCCGGAUCACAUGCCCAACCUCACAUAUCUUAAUAUUGAGGGAUGUAAGGGUCUCAAACAUCAUCACUUGCAAAACCUCACUUCUCUUGAACUUCUGUAUAUAAUUGGAUGUCCCAGUCUAGAGUCAUUACCGGAAGGGGGUUUGGGUUUCGCCCCCAACUUGAGAUUUGUUACAAUUGUCAAUUGUGAGAAGCUGAAGACGCCUCUGUCAGAGUGGGGACUCAACAGGCUCCUCUCUCUCAAAGACCUCACCAUUGCUCCAGGUGGAUAUCAAAAUGUGGUUUCAUUUUCACAUGGUCAUGAUGACUGCCACCUUCGUCUUCCUACAUCUCUCACCGAUCUUCACAUUGGAAAUUUCCAGAAUCUGGAAUCCAUGGCCUCCCUGCCUCUCCCGACCCUCGUCUCCCUUGAACGUCUUUAUAUCCGGAAUUGUCCAAAGCUCCAGCAGUUUUUGCCAAAGGAAGGGCUGCCGGCAACACUCGGUUGGCUUGAGAUCUGGGGUUGUCCUAUCAUAGAAAAGAGGUGCUUAAAGAACGGAGGAGAAGAUUGGCCCCACAUUGCCCACAUCCCCGUCAUUGAUAUAGGCCGCAAUUGAGACCUUCACUCAAUUUUCUCUCUGCAAAGCAAAUGAGAGCAGACGUUAUUCAACCAGGUCUGUCCAAUUGAAUUUGGACUUCAUGUUGGAGACUCUUAAGUUUUGUAUUGAAUCUUGUGUGGUCAAUUGCUAUUUCUCGGUUGUUUCUCUUCUUUACAAAGCAAUGUUUAUAGUGCGAUGAGUGAAUCAAGGGUAACCCGGUGAGAAUAAGGCCAUGACUGGAGUGAAGCUAUAUAUAUGCAGUUUGCCAUUGAGGAUGGAUGAGGGAUGGAAUACAAUCUAGUAGAAUCUUGCUGAUUUUGCCAGAAGAGCAUAUGGAACCGUCUAUGUUGAGACAUUGUCAGUUCAAGUUCAUGCAAAUUGCCCGCUGAGAAGGAUUUAUUUCUCUGACCCCCUUUACUUGGAAGAAGAACUCCCACCAGAAUUCGAACUGUAUCUUCCAAUGCAGAAAGCAUGAUGGGGUUUGUGGCACAGUAAGCUAAGGGAUUAGUGCUGCCCAUGUUCUCAGAACACAGUAUCUUCAAAAUUCAGAAUGUGUUUCUUCACCAAGGGAUGACAUUUAAUCCUGCUGAGAUGAACACCAUCUUUUCUACUUGCUUGAUGCUUGUUUAAAAUAUUACCAUUUUAGGAUUUCAUAAAGUGAAUAUAUCUUAUUUCGUCAAGCCCAUUUUGUGGGUGGAAUGGGGAUUUCAUGAUUUGAGUAUUUCUAUUUCAUACUGCACUUUUUGUGGUCACAAUUCAAUGGAUGUACUAUUGUAGUGGUGAAACUUCUUCAUAACACAAGGCUGUGUUUUGAGCAAUGAAUCAAAUGAUUUUGCAGAA
Molecule: messenger RNA, 4978 nt
Organism: Vitis vinifera (wine grape)
Lineage: Eukaryota; Viridiplantae; Streptophyta; Magnoliopsida; Vitales; Vitaceae
Product: putative disease resistance RPP13-like protein 1
Exons: 4
Coding region: 173-4156 (1327 amino acids)
Biological process (GO): defense response to other organism
Molecular function (GO): ADP binding
Source: RefSeq, a predicted model, not a curated record